UGCGUGCUGGCAACCCCGAUACGAGGUCUAGAUCGCCAGGGAACCCGCGCGGCGCCAGUCACCCUUGGGCGUGCGAAGCCUGAUGCCAGAGGGCUUGCGUGUCUGAGUCUCGGGCGAUGAAGCUGGUUCUCGUGGCUGUCGCGGCUCUGCUUGCCGGCGGCGGGGCGGUGGACCCCCUGAACAUCGUCGGCCAGCUGACGGUGUCGGAGCUGACGCAAGUCAUCAACGACAUCAUGGAGGAAGUGAUGACUAGAGUGAUGACAAAAACACUUCCUUCUGUGCAGAAGAAAGCGGUGCAAAACGAUGGAGUUGCACUGCAUCCCAACUGCUCUGACAACAACGUGUACAACGGCUGCGGUCUCGUCGUGCAGUACGGGUUGUGCAACAAAGCGGCUUACUACGCACGUUAUUGCUGCCGCUCCUGCACUCUCGCCAACCAGAUUCCUCUGUACGGGCAGCACCUGCUCAACAAUGCUGAAGCUCCUGUCGAGGCCAAAGUGACGACAACAAGCACGAGUGUCCAGCUGGGAUCCGAGGUGACAAUAUCUUGCCAUGCCAGUGGUUACCCCGAACCGGACGUGGCCUGGUUCAAAGGGAACAGCCUCAUCCGACUCUCCAAUAAAUACGCCUUAGGUGUGAGUGCGGCGCUGAACCCUCUCGUACAACGACCAAGAUCCGACCUCACUAUAAAGGACUUUGUGAGGGAGGACGCUGACACGUACCUCUGUGUGGCGGUGAACCAGGCUGGGAGGAACAUCAGCAGCAUUGAUUUGAGAGCGGAAGCCCCUAUCCAAGCUCGCAUCACGUCAAGGGACCAGCUGUAUCCGGCCGGGGUCGAUGUGACUCUGAAGUGCCAGGCCAAGGGCUACCAAACACCUGGUAUCGCGUGGUACAAGAACUUCGAGGCGAUUGUAGAGUCUGAGAAAUACUUGAGGAAAGAAAACGGUUCGGUGGAUCGACUACUAACGACAGUGGUGGACACACUCACCAUCAAAAACGCCGACGAGAGCGACAGUGGGAGCUAUAUCUGCAACGCGACGAACGAAGCCGGGUCCGACACCAGCCAGAUAAGGGUCAAGGUGACAGAUGUUACAAUUCAUCCCAACUGCACCGACGUGAUUGACCACGAUGACUGCGUGAGGUACCUGAGUACUGAGUGCAGCGUCACCGAUUACAUUGCGAGGUUUUGCUGUCGUACCUGCACUCUCGUGGAACACUUGCCUGCCCAUGGACCACACCUUCUAAAUACAGCCAAAGGUAAUGUAACGUCUAUAUAG
Molecule: messenger RNA, 1277 nt
Organism: Penaeus vannamei (Pacific white shrimp)
Lineage: Eukaryota; Metazoa; Arthropoda; Malacostraca; Decapoda; Penaeidae
Source: RefSeq, a predicted model, not a curated record